Molecule: messenger RNA, 1809 nt
Organism: Microplitis mediator
Lineage: Eukaryota; Metazoa; Arthropoda; Insecta; Hymenoptera; Braconidae
Product: lysosomal Pro-X carboxypeptidase
Exons: 6
Coding region: 99-1586 (495 amino acids)
Biological process (GO): proteolysis
Molecular function (GO): dipeptidyl-peptidase activity; serine-type exopeptidase activity
Source: RefSeq, a predicted model, not a curated record
UACUCAUUAGUUGUUAGUAAUACUCGGGUGAUCGUGCUGUAAACAUCUUAUUUCUUGGAUAUCUUAACAUUUAUUAUAUAAUCAUCUAAUUAUUUAAAAUGAAUUACAAACAAUAUUAUUAUUUUUUAUUAUUUAUUUUAAUAUCUCAAUUUAUUGAAUCAAGUUCUCGGCAAAUGAGAAGUGAAUUUACUAACGAAAAUAUAAAAUCAAAUACUUCGCAAUAUAAAUAUGUGAUUAAAAAAUUUACUGUACCAGUCGACCAUUUUAGUUUUUCAAUUAACGACACAUUUGAAAUCCGUUACUUUGUUAAUGACACAUGGAAGUAUGGUAAAAAUCCCCCGAUAUUUUUCUACACCGGCAAUGAAGGCUCACUUGAAGUGUUUGCUGAAAAUACCGGAUUUAUUUGGGACAUCGCACCGAGCUAUGGAGCACUUGUUGUGUUUGCAGAGCACCGUUAUUACGGUGAAUCGAUGCCGUUUGGCAACAAAUCUACUGAUAGUCCAAAACACUUCGGAUUCUUGACUUCACAGCAAGCGUUAGCUGAUUACGUUGACUUGAUUACGUAUAUCAAAUCUGAUCCAAGUAUGAAACACAGUCCGGUAAUUGCUUUCGGCGGGUCUUAUGGCGGUAUGCUGAGCGCUUGGUUCCGCAUGAAAUAUCCCCAUGUCAUUCAUGGAGCAAUUGCUGCAUCGGCUCCGAUUCUACAAUUUACCGGUUUUACGGAUUGCCAAGUAUUCUCUCGUAUCGUGACCUCUGACUUUAGGGCAGUUGAUCCGAAUUGUGAGAAAGUUGUCCGUAAAUCCUGGAGUUCUAUUGAUAAUCUCACAUCAACUGAUAAUGGAAAAAAAUGGAUGACGUCUAAAUUUAAAAUUUGUAAGACACUCAAUACGACCGCAAAUGUCAAAGCAUUUAAAGACUAUUUAUCAUCUGUUUAUAGUAAUUUAGCAAUGGUUAAUUAUCCAUAUGAAACAGAUUUUCUUUCUCCACUUCCACCAUAUCCAAUAUCAGAAUUUUGUAAACUCUUAAAAAAUACAAAUCUAUCAUCAGAUGAAGAAUUAUUAACAUAUUUACAACGAGGUAUUAAUUUGUACUCAAACUAUACCGGCAAGACGAAGUGUCUAGAUUUAGACGAUGCAGAGCCAAGUUUAGGAGCAGCCGAUUGGAGUUAUCAAGCUUGUACUGAAAUGGUAAUGCCUUUUUGUAACGACGGUGUCAACGAUAUGUUUGAACCACAGCCUUGGAAUUUCGAGGACUUUAGCAAAGAUUGUUUGAAACAUUUUAACGUAACACCUAAACCGAAUUUAGUCUGCGACACAUACGGCUGCGACGAUUUGAGUACCGCGACAAAUAUUGUCUUCAGUAAUGGAUUACUGGACCCAUGGUCAGGCGGCGGUGUUCUGAGGAACUUGUCAUCAUCAGCCGUCGCCAUAAUCAUACCCGAAGGCGCACAUCAUCUUGAUUUGCGCGGUGCCCAUCCAGCAGAUCCUUACUCGGUUAUAAAAGCCCGUGAAUAUCACAAGUAUUAUAUUAAAAAAUGGAUCAAGGAGUAUCGCGAAUUUAUAAAUAAUACCAGUGAUAUAAUGUAAUUUUUUUUUAUUAUUAAUUAAUCGAUUAAAAAUACAUAAUUUAGCUGAAAGUUUUUAAAUAAAACUAUUAAAUAUUUAUUAAAAAAAUUAUAAACUAAUUUUAUAAGUAUUAAAUAAAUAUAUAAAUAAUAACAGGGCCAACAAAUUAUAAGAAAAAUAAUACUGCUAUUAAAAUAUAAUUUUCUAUAAAUAAAUAAAUAAACAAGCUUAUUGCAAUAAUUAA